Messenger RNA from Vespula pensylvanica (western yellowjacket), 6702 nucleotides. RefSeq names its product histamine H2 receptor-like. Gene Ontology annotation, biological process: G protein-coupled receptor signaling pathway. Gene Ontology annotation, molecular function: G protein-coupled receptor activity. The record is from RefSeq and is a predicted model, not a curated record. NCBI's taxonomy places the organism in Eukaryota, Metazoa, Arthropoda, Insecta, Hymenoptera, Vespidae. Bases 3101 to 4225 code for a protein of 374 amino acids. Gene Ontology annotation, cellular component: membrane. The transcript is spliced from 5 exons.
GUCGUCGUCGUCACCAUCGUCAUCGUCGUCUUUGUUUUCGUCGUUGUCAUCCUCGUCCUCGCCGGACGUCGAGCAUACCGACACCAACAUUGUCGUCACAGUUGCCACCGCCUUUUCGUCGUCUUUCUCCUCAUCUUCGUCGUUGUCACCCUUAUCAUCAUGUUUGUCGUACACGCUCACAUUUUGCACCCAAUCUUAACGUUUUUAUCGUUAUCCUAACGCGUUGUCUUCGCCACGAGAUCAUCGCCAUCAACACCAUUACCACUACCGGCAACUACUAUCAUCGCCGGGUUGUGUCUUACAUCAUCGUUUUGCCGAUCAUAAAAACGCGAGGAUCGAGGCAGGUACACACGCGAUCAUCGUAUUUGGUGUUCCGCGAGCUGCCGACGGAGAGGUGAUGGGGUGAGCAAGAGAGGGAAAAUAUAUAUGCGUGUCGUAUACGGUUAGGACAGAAAGAAAGAGAGAGAGAGAGUGGGGGAAGCUGGAUAGAAAGAGUGGGAGAGAGAAUAUUUGAAUCUUCUUUACUUCUCUUCACUUAUAUACCUAUUUUUCUUUCAGUUUUCAGUUUGUCAUUGCCCCACAUCUCCCUUAUUCAAUGCUUAUUCCGUAUCAAUGUUUCUCUCUUGAGGUGAUCGGUUCACGUAUCAACAACCGGAUCGUGACGUGUCUUUUUAUCUCUCAUCGUAUUUUUGUGAUAUUUACAAUUUAAACAUAUAAUUAGACAAUACUUACUUUUCGAGCUGGGAAAGCUUCGCAUCUUGUAAUUAGAUCUUGUAAUUAGAUUACGAAGAUUAAUCUUUGCCAGAGAUAUACUAACCAGUACGCCAUUUGUAAACUUCGGUUGAAACGUUUCUAAUAUUGAUCUAUACAAAGGAUUAUAAAUUUUCAUUAAAUGAAAUUAUUGAUACAUGUAAAAUUAUUUGACGAUCAAUGAUAUAAAAAAACAAGGAGGAGAAAGACAUUGCAGCCAUUGUACUCGUUUGACAUUUAGUUCAUUGGCAGAAUACACAUUCGUGCUAAAAGCAUUGACUAUCUCGGUCGCGUGACUUUACUCGUCUUCUUUCUCAUCUAAUCGUAAUAGAAAAUGAAACAGAUAUAAAGAAAGAAAGAGAGAGAGACGAUAAUAGGAUCCUUCGCGGUUCAUGAUUUUUCUCACGAAAGACACAUCGCACAAGAUAAUGUCCGAGCGAAUGAAAGAAAUUUUUUUUCUUUUUUUUUUUUAAUGAAAGAUCGUUGAACCAUGAUCUUUUUAAUAUAAAAAUAUAAAUAUAGAAAUAAUGUUUAUUAACCGUAUCCAAUUAGUUCAGAAUUCAUUCAAAGGAUUUGACGUUUUUGAGAUAAUUGAUGAAUUGAAUUAAAGACGUUAAUAUUUUGUUAAUUUGUAAAUAAUUAUUUAAUUUUUAUUUAAAUAAAAAGUACUCGAUUAUAUAUUCGUUCGGUACAUUUAUCAACUUUUAAUUUUUAAUUUUAUUUUCUCGAACGAAUUUUAUCUAGGAGAUAUCGAUCGGCUGGGCACGUCGAAUAGAGACAAAGAGAAAAGAGUACCUGUUGAUUCCGAAAUACAAUUCAUUGACACGCGAAGAUUGUAUCAUGAUUCCUAAUAUGUCAACUAUCUCCCUGUUUCAUUUCAUAACGAUAGAUACAUAUUUAUGCUUUAGAUAUAACGUUCAUAAUCUUCGAGUUCUUUUUCGAUUCCUUUUGUAGUCUUUCGAAAGUUACAAAUUUAAAAAGUAGGACUAGAGUUCUCAUAGCACUUUAUUGGCUGUUCGUUACAGCUCGAGAAUAAAGAACGAAGAAACGUUCAUGUAUUAUAUACUUGGUAUAUUGAAGAGAGAUUUCCGGACGUAAUUUGUCACGAAAGGGUAGUAGAUCUUCAAUAGGUAAAAUACACUUUUCUGCGAUCUGAUCGAGUAAUUUCAAAUUGAACGAAUGCUGAUAUCUAACUGAAACAUGACGUUUUCUUGUCCCUCAAUAAUAAUUUUAUAAGGAAGAACGAGAUUUGAGGAAGAAUAAGAUUUUUUUUUCGGAAAAUAUUUAUUUUUAUAAAGAUUUUCUGCUGCUAUCAUACUAUUAUUUCGAAACGCGCUUAUGGAUAUAAUAUAAAAAUGAUAAUACUGCUGUAAAAUUUAUUUUCUUUGCAAUUUAUUUUGGCCAUAUUUAUUUAAAUCAUUAAUAUACAAUAACUAUUUAAUUAUAAAUAUAUUGUCAUGAAUUAUUAAAUAUAAAUUAUUAAACUAUUAUGGAAGAACUUACGAAUUAUCUAAGAUAAUCAAAAUUUGUCGUUAUGUGCAGAGAAAUGUGAACUCGUGGGAACUUGAAGGUUAGACAAUUCACAUGUAUGUAUGUCUCACAUACCAAUGAAGUGUAAUUUUUUGUUUAUUCGAUCGAUAGAAUAUUCGUGUUCUAUCUAUUUUUCUCGUCAACGUGUCGAUUGUCACGGUCAUCAUUUUUCUGGAUGUAUGGAUAGUUUCUUCAUAGAUCGAUCAUCAAAUUCAUAUUGGUGUGUCAAUUUUCUUUUUCCACGCAUACGAGAAUGAAAGAAAGAAAAAUAAAUAUUCAAUAACUAAUUCGUAAAAUGCAAUGUGCGGUCUGACCGGAAUCUGCACCGAUAUUCAAUCGGAUUGACCUGAUCUACGCGUAUGCUUCAAACACUUCGAACUUUCCAAACUUGGAAAAUGCACCGCUGGCGAAGCAACGUUAGGAGAAGGCGUAUGAUACACAUCAAUAUCAAAGAUCUCCAUUCAAUGAUUUUAUGGACCUCCCGAUAUAUUAAUUUUUUGGCUUAAACAAACACUCUCCCAGGUGAAUCUGCAGUGAUAACUACUUUGAAGUAAGCGGUUUCCAUAUGUCACAACGUACGUUAGGAAGAUUUCGUUCGUUUUAGAAAAUUGUCAAGUUUUCUAAAUCGGAGAAAAGUAACUGACAGCGACAGGUAUCGAUGACGACUUGAUUAUAUUCCUACAAAAGGGUGACUCACCGCGGUAGGGUCGGUGGUAGUUACUAUUGGAUCCCCGGCAAACUCUCUAAUCGAUACAGCUUCUCUCUACGUCCCGGCUCACGUUCUCUUUCCGUUGGCGCUGAUACCAGCGAUGCUUACAGAAUGAACGUGACAACGGCAGCCCAAAGUGGUGUGAGUACCCUAGCCGAAUUCGUAGGCCUCGAGGAAAACAUAAGAAUGGAUAAAACUGGCAAUAUUAUGGACCUUGACGUCUCACCGGUCACUCUGUCACCGGCUUGGUCCAGAGUCGCCCGACUUCUUUUGCUAGCUUCUCUUGCAGUUGGUGGAAGUGUCGGCAAUGUCUUCAUGAUAUCCGCAAUAGUAGUCGAAGAUCAGUUAAAAAAACGAGGAAAUGCGUUUCUAGUAAACGUUGCUUUAGCGGACCUCUUGGUGACCGGCCUUGUAAUACCCGUGUCCGUUAUCGUGAUCCUGGCAGGGCACGAAGAAUCUUUAAGCACUUGCCGCUUUGAAUGGACUCUCGAAGCACUUUGCUUUCUGGUCACCGUACUAACUUUGACCACGAUAGCAGCCGAGAAUUACGCUCGCCUUUGUUUACCCCCUGAAAGGUACAGCUUUCUAACGGCAAGCCGAGUGACAGCCACAAUAAUCGUCAUUUGGCUGAUCGCGGUGAUCGCUGUGAUUCUUCAAUCAUCUAUCAACGUCGGACCAGAUUUUUGCCUACGAAAAUUUGGCGGUAUAACGAUAGAGCAAGUAGUGGGUGUUACGAUAUUGGUCGGUUUACCUGCUGUAACAACUACUUUGCUGUAUGCGAUGCUCGUCUUGUGCGUACGCCGAGCAACAAGGGGAUCUUACAAACCACCUAUCGCCUUUUCUUGGGACUACGAGCUAACUAAAGCAAAUAUCUAUAGCUGCCUGAUGUUUAUGAUAUUUUGGUUGCCAUUCGGCACUGCCGUAUGCGUAAAUUCGUUUCGACCGAUGAGUGCUCACGUUCUCUAUGGCCUAGCCUGGUUCGCCUUUUCCAAGUCUUGCUUCAAUAAUCUUCUCUACUGUGUGGCCGAUCGACACUUCCGCAGCGCUUACGUGAAGCUCUUUCAUUACUGCUGCUGCAAGACGACCGUGAACUUUUCUAGAAGAACGCGCGCCGAUGCCGCCAGGAAUUCUAGCGACGUGCGUUUAAGGGUUCACAUUAUCCAUUCUUACGCGAGUCCGGCUUCCUGUAGACCUACCGUGGCCAGACCGAACGGACGUGAAGUCUACGAGCUCUAAAACGGCUUCCUAUUAACGCUCGCUACUUCCUCUCUUUUGUGUGCUCUACUUCCCACUCCUCCCUACACACGCUGCUUACGUUAUGAGAACAUCUAACUCGAGCAUUCGUUUUUCCUUUUCUUUCUCUUGAAAUCAACUGUGGAGAAAAUGAAUUCGUCCAUAAGAAUAGUUACGGAACAGACUUCCAAACGUUCUCUAUUUUCAGUCAAGUAUAUAUGAAGGUUUAUUGCACUUGAGCGCUCUUGCGCGCACACGAUACACGUGACUGACUUCCAAUUUGCCGACUGACUUCCAAAUGCCAACGCGAUGCUCCGAUUUCUAUCCAUUUAAAAUUUAUCUUCCUUUUGUCUUUCUUCCGUUAUUCUAUCUUGACACGAGGGUGUAGUACGCACAAAAUGAAAAAAUUAUGACAUUGAUGAGUCCAUAUCAAAUCUAGAUUUCGAACGGACCGUCAUCACCGAUAUGAAUAUGUAUAAAGUAUAAUAGUUCGUCUUUUUUGAAAACGAAAGAGAGAAAGAGAGACACACGAAUUUACGAUGGAUUUCUAAGGAAACAGAUGUUUCGAGAAACUCACACAUGCCUUGUCUAUUUCCGUCUGCGUUUCCGUUAACAAAGAAAUACACUCUUUUCAAAUUGUUUUGCUGACGUAGACACAGUUAUAUUGGUGAAUAUAUCAUCAAGACUAAUCUCAUAAAAAAUGAAAUACGUAUCGAUGAAUGUUUAUACAUUUUUUCUAACCAUAUUAUAAACCUGCUUACAAAUCAGUGAAGAAGAGUCGCAUUCGGAGCAGUCUAUAAUAAAAGAAAAGAAAACUAAUUCAAAAAUAGAUAUAGAGUUUUCUCAUUGAGAGCUAUCCGAACCUUCGUGACUCCGUCCGUUUUCGUUGGUCGUCCAUGGUCGAUUAAAGGAAUUCGAAAUUAUGAGUUUUUUUUUUUUCAUGACAAAGCCGUCUCUUGCUUACGCCUCGUUACGCAGAAAAAAUUGAAAUUUCGAAACAAGAUUGUUUCAGAAAUAUAGAAUUUCCUAAGCGUAACAUUGAUCUAAAACGUUCUUUUUCUCAUCAUUAAAUACAAAGAUUUUUAUAUUUUAAAAUGACGAUAUUGAAUUUUCGAUUAGGGAAUUUUAGAUUUCAUUAGAACGAGAAAAAAACAAGAUCGUUGAAUCAUGAUAACAUUUUUGUUCUCUUUUUCUCUCUCUCUCUCUCUCUUACUUCGUUCUGUUGUCCUUCAUGUCUCCCUUUGGAUGAAAUCUCCUACGUUUAGAUGGCUUUGUAAGAGAGAGUUAGAAAUUGACGGAGAAUGCAUCUGGUUUAUAUCAAAGUGGAAAACGAUUAUCUAAUACACUCAAGGUGAACCAAAAGUAAUUUAGGACUAUGUAUAUUAGGUUUAAAACGUGCAACACGUAUCUUCGAGUUUCGAGAAUGAAAUAAAGUCGUCGAUCGAUCGUUAUGUCUGAAAUUGUGGCGGCGCUACCUGUCGAGGUAGUGAAGGGAAAAGAGGAAAGCACUCGCAAAGGGCAUUCGUAAGCUUUAAAGGGGCUGUACUUCCUUGCUAGCGUUCAAUGUAGGUUAAUCGCCAUUUUUAUUAAUUAAUUAUAUCGGUUAUUCUUUGAUGACUUACAAAAUUAUGAUUUUCAACGGUUUAUGCAUAUCUAAAAUAGUAUUAUUUAUACAAUAAUACUAUAUUGUAAUAUUGUAAUAAUACGUUUAUACAAUAGAAAUGUAUUUCAAUUAAUUACGCUUUUCUUGAACGUUACUUUAUUUUACUUACUCGACUAUGAUAUCUAUAAAAUACUUUUAUAAAUUCUUCGUUCGCUCCAAAAUAUUAUCAGUAAAUAUCUAUCAAAUUGACGUUUUCUCGUCGUGAAAUGGCAGAUUAAUUGAUCUAUACGAAUCAAGGAUAAAGUGAUACUUUGAACAUUCAACGAUUCAAUCGAUUUGAAUGAAAUUCAUAUUUUUAUCGUUUUUUAUUUUUUUAUAAGCACAUAUUUAGAUAGAGAAAAAUAUUUCAAAUAUUUUAUGUACCGUUUCAUCUGAUGAUUCUCCAGUUUAUAGAUCAUUGAAAAUCAUUACAAAAGCAUGGUCUCGCAAAAUUAAUCUUUAUUUAGAUAAAGAAAAAAUAUAUUAAAAUAAGCUUUGGAUGAAGUAGUUUCUGGCAGUAAAUUUUAAAUAGAUUUUUAAUUUUUAAUCAUAAGGUUAAAGUUACAAGAUUUUUAUUUCUUAACGUGUAAUUUGUAUACAUCAUUCUAAGGCUAAUCGGAUUUCAAAAAUCAUGAAAUCUUGCUAUUAUACAUAUUGCUAAAAUUGCUGUUCUAUAGACCGCAUAUCUUUUUUUACGCUUAUAUCUGAAAAGAAGGUACAAAAUGUUUUGUACAAUUCUCUUUUGAAAAUUUCACAUCUAUGUAUUUAAUGAAUUAUUAUAUUAAUCUCAAUAAUAAUAUUAGAAAUUGGAACGGACUUUCGGCGAGAUAGUAUGUAC